AUGCGGUUACUUCUACUUCUUUUGUUACUGUUCCCUACUAUCGCUCUACCUCAAUGUGUACCUGACGAUGUGAACGGGCCGUGCGACAGGAUAAAUUCUAAUCAACUACGCGGCGUUCGAGUCAAACCUUAUUGGACUCAUGUCAUUUACGGUGGACGUGAUAUCCGACGACGGCAAAGUUCCAAUGCUAGACAUGUUUUCGAAAAGCCGGCAAUAGAAUUUAACCUACGUCCGUCAUUGUCGACGUAUCCAACGCAGCAACUUCCACAAACAAUGGAACGAUUUCUACACCUUAGACAACCACAACGAUCGAUCAGUGGCGCUGUUCAUCAUCAGGCAAAUGUGAAAAGACGUACGCACGGUGUGAAAAGUUUGGCUCUAAACAAGGACCCUAUUGACUCGUUCGAAAGAGCACUUGGUGGGGAUGAGUUUGAUGAUCGGACUCCAAUAGGGCCAAUCCGCGUGAUCAAGAUAGAGAGUGCUGAAGUGGUGGAACCACGAAAAAUUGGCAGCCACCCAUCGAGGACCAGUCAGAUCAUCCGAAGCCUUACGAGACAUUUGAAUGGAGUCAGAAAGCCAAAAGUGAUACCGUUCUCCAAAAGAGAUGAAGUCGUCAACGGUCAGAUCGUCUCUCAGCCGGAUGUGAAGGUCGCCAAAGUGGAGUCGACAAGAGCAUCCAGGGAGAUGUCCGACGACGGCGUUAGCAGUUCGGAAAUAGCAAACGGAAUCCUAGCGAAUAUCCUCAGCGAGAAUUCCUUCGCUAAAAAUGCUUCGGAUUUGCUCAAAGUAUUGACUGAACCAGAACAGACUACAAUAGGGAUAGAUCAGGCGAAUCUGCAAAACUCCACCGACACCGCUGACACGGAUAUCGAGGUUGCGGUUGAGACAACAAACAACGGCACCGACUCCUCGUUCGUAAAUUUCAACAAGGUUGACGAGAAGAUAAACGAAAUUGGAUCCGAGAUAGACGACUACAGUGUCGACGAAGAAUGGGAAGAUUUCGCGGAUGCUAAGGAUGGCACAGCGGUCUCAGCGCGGUCACGCCAACCGGGACAGAAUUCCAGAAGACGUACUUCACAGAAAACAACGCCUACUCCAGAGACGAUCACAAAAGCAACUAUAACCAGUACUGACGUCACUUCAUCGGCAACAAAUGCUCUUCAAAGUAAGGAGUCGCUUUCCGACCUACUGGACAUUUUGGGUGAGGACGGGAAUGAACGAAAGGAUGAAGAAAGUACGACUAUAGCCGAUGCUGUUCCAAGCAGUACUACGAUCUCUUCUGGAAACAGUGCUGAGAAAAGUAAGUCGAGCGAUUCGUCUGAGGAAUCCUCUGAAAAGCAAAAAACUACAGUUACAAAAGCAACUUCUGUCACUAUCGCGACAACAACUUCACGUUUCGACGACGACUUUAGAACUGCCGUGAAGGAAGAACGAGCUGAAGUGAUAAGAAUCAGGAUGCGAGAAAAAGACGCAAAGAAAAGUGCAAUUUCCAAGAAGAAAACUUCCAAGAAGAAAGAAAGUAAAUCAAAAGAUGCUGUUGAUCCCAACACCGACAUUACACCAUCCAUUGAAAAAGAGAAGAGAAUAAACACACGCCCAAAGAAAAUGAGUCAAGAAGAAGAAAAAUUGGAUGUUGAGGGCGAGGAAACGAAAAGGAGAGGGAAGAAAACGGAAAAUAGCGUAGAUGAAGACGGCGAUGAAGACGCAGAGGAGCAUUCGCGAGAAAAUAACAAAAAUAAGGAUGAGGACUCUGCAAAAGAGGAAAACGAUGACGACGACAGUGAACCUAAUACUAAGGCAAAAAAGAAAGGAAAGAAAAUGGAAGAGAAACAAAUGAGAACUGUAGAACAAGCAGAUGUUGAUGCAGAAUCGACCACUGAGGCUCCCGAGGACGAUGAGGAAGAAACAACUGAUGCGGAAAUCAAACACGGUUCCAAAAAGUCACGAAAAGGAAAAAUAAUGAAAGAGGGAAAAGAGAGUGCAAGCGAUGAGGAAAACGAAGGAGAGGAUGACAAAGGAAAGAAUGAAGAAGAUGAUGAGGAUGAUGGGGAUGAGGAGAAAGACGAUACAAUGGAAGCCACAUCGCAAACGCCUGAAAAUGACGAUCAAACCGCUGAAGAAAUAAAGAAAAACGGAAAGAAAAGAAAAGAGAAGAAAAUGAGAGUAAAAAUUGGUGAGGAGGAGGGAGAAGAAGACAAACAAGAGGAGAAGAAAGACGGAGAAGAAGAGGGAAAUGAUGACACAACAACAACGGAUCAGCCAACAAAAGGUGGAGGCGAAAGUACAAAUAUUCGAACGGACAUGAUUAUGGCAAGCUUGAAAGAUGCUCCAAACGCAAAGUACUACUAUCCUCCGAAAAUAACGGUCCCAUUACCGUCGUGUUUCUAUAAUCCCUCAGGUUAUGUGUGUUGCAAUUUGCAGCUGAACAAUCUUAUUGAGGACACUUUUCAAGAGAUCAAAAAUAUCCAAGAAUAUAGUGGUUGCAAUAUUGCCAAAAUGGCUAAUACUAUACAGAAAAAAAGCGAAGAAAUGUUCGGACAUCCAUUCGAAAGCAUCGUUGCACUUUCUGACUUUGCUCAAAAUGUGCACUUUGCCGGAGAUUUGGUUUGUAAGGUGGAGAUCGAUGGGAAGUAUAUGCUCACCUAUGCAACGCCCUACGACGCUGACCAUGCAGUCGAGCCGGUUGCUGCACCUGAACAUGCAUCGGAGCACGAAGACGAUAAGAAAGGAAAAGAUGGCAAAAAGAGAAGAAAGAAAUUGAACCAUACCAAGAAGAAGCCAUUGCCAAUACAUAACUUUAGAAUGUAA
This is a messenger RNA of Necator americanus (New World hookworm), 2808 nucleotides long. RefSeq lists its product as uncharacterized. The record is from RefSeq and is a predicted model, not a curated record. Lineage: Eukaryota; Metazoa; Nematoda; Chromadorea; Rhabditida; Ancylostomatidae. The transcript is spliced from 12 exons. Bases 1 to 2808 code for a protein of 935 amino acids.